Arachis ipaensis is the source of this 1755-nucleotide messenger RNA. NCBI's taxonomy places the organism in Eukaryota, Viridiplantae, Streptophyta, Magnoliopsida, Fabales, Fabaceae. The record is from RefSeq and is a predicted model, not a curated record.
UUUAAUUCUAAAUAAAUUUCAACAAAUUUUGAAAAUUGAGGCACAAGUUAUGACCCAUCAAAGUUCACAAAAAAACCAGUUUUUACCAAAAUUCACAAGAUUCUCAAUUUUCCAAUUUUCACAACCAAGACCAACCAAAACCACAUUAACUCCAUCCCACCUCAAAUUUUACCAUUUUUCAUACCUCACUUUACCACUCCACCUUAUGCAAUCAUCAAUUCCCAUUAUCAAAUACAUAAUAAUACAUUCAUAUUUCAACCAACAUAUUAAUCAAAUAUCAUUCCACCAUUACCAACAAUCGUCAUAAUCAAUUUCAACCUCAACCUUCAAUACCAUACUAUCAACAUCAACAUUUCAAUUCAUCAACAACCCAAAUAAUCAAAUUAUCAUACAUCAUCAUACAACAAUUCCAACAACCAAUUUAAUUCAAUCAUAUCCUAUGGGUCACUAGCCUAAGCGUCAAGAAAUAUUAUAUAUUACAUAGAGGAAACCAAAAUCAUACCUUGGCCGAUUCCCAAUAUAUACCAAAACCCCAAUUGAGCACGAUUCAAGCUUCUAACCACAAUCCAAGCCACCAAUCAACUCCAACAAGCAUCAACAAUUACUCCAAAACUCCAAUUAAGUGCCAACAGUCACAAUCUCAAUCUAUAUACACAUAAUUUACAACAAUUCAACCUAGGAUUCAUCAAAUCCACCAAACCACAAGAGAGUUGAAGUGCUCACCUUACCCAAUGAUGAUUGGAGUAAAACCCAAUAGAAAUCAAGUGCUAGAGUGUACCUAAACACCCAAAAUCACAAAAUUUUACUCAACACAAAGCCCUAAAUUUCGAAAUUUUGGAAGGAAGAACUGAGAGAAAUUUUGUGAUUUUCUUACCAUUUUCUUGGGUGAAUUUUGUAGAGCUCUUCACGAAGAUCGCGUGGCCGCAAACGGUGCUGCGAUCGGAGCUCUGUAACUCAUGUUAUGAGCUUGGGAAGUUGAUGAUGAAUAGUGUUAAUGGGGUUUCUCUCCUUCUUCCGCUUUUCAACUAGUGUGUGUUCGGGUUCGUGUUGCUACUGUUGUUCGCGUUCUAUUGCUGCUGCUAUUCGCGUUGAUAGUUGCAAUUGUACUUCUAUGCAAAGUUUUUAGAAACUGGAUGAAAAAUUAGCUGUGGAAAAAUGUACAUAGAAACUCAUAAGAAAAAAGAUGGGUCGUUUGUGACUGAUGAAGCAAGAAAUAUAGCGAAACAAAUUGAAGUACUUAUUGCUCAAAAUGAGAAAAAUGAAUCUGGACCAUCCACAAAUGAUGCUAUUGGCAAAGUGUUUAGAGAGGAGCAUUCUGGUAGGGUGCGAUGCAUGGGAAUGGGAGCAACACCUACUAAUACUUUCAGAAAUGCCAAUCAUCCUAGCCAGUUAGCUAAUUCUUCAACUUCAAUGUCAUCUACUGCCAAUUACUUCCAAGCUGAUUUUAAACGUUUGGAGUCUAAAUUUGAUGGGACAUUGACUACAUUCAAGGCUUAUUUUCUUGCUAAAGAAGGAAGAAUUCCUGUUGAACUUACUAGUAUAUUUGACCAUGGAGCUCAGGCUAAUGAUGUUGAGAACAAAAUUAUUACACCGACAAAGGAAGAACAUCAUCAGACGGAAGCAAUGAAAAUCGUGAAGACAUUGUUUAGUAUUGUUUUAAAGAUUGAUUAGUUGUUUAUUGUUGCACAUUUGUUAGGGUAUUAUGUUGCAUUUUUUUACUAAACAAACUUAUUCAAGUAGUGAACUUAUUAGUGG